AUGACAGAUGGGCUGCCACCGUGCCCUCCGCACGGAGCACUGACGGAGCUCGGUGUUCCCAUCUGUCCCACGUGGGCCUCCCUGGGGCACGUGUCCAACUGUCCCACGUGGGCCUCCCUGGGGCGCGUGUCCAACUGUCCCACGUGGGCCGCCCUGGUGUGCGUGGGUCCUGAAUCAGCCCCUGCAGGGCAGUGGACCCCCACCCCCACUGUGGAGGGGGUGGCCGCCUGGCACUGGCACGGAUCCUUGGGCGGCAGGUCGUGUUGGGACAUGCAUGCCUCACAGGGGCCGCACCUGAGCGACGAAGUACACCAGCUCAUGGUGACCACUGCCUGCCAUGACGCCGGCCAUGGCUCCUUCAUCCGUGAGAGGUGCCUCCGGCAGUUCCAGGAAGACAUGGAGACCCUGGGCCAAAGCCUCUGGUGCGACUGGGGCAGGACCAUCAGGAGUUAUGAAGCUCUCACCCAGUGCACCAGACAAGUGGCCAGCAGUCUGAACUGUUUCUGGCCAAACGCCGAGGUGGACCGCUUCUUUGUGGCUGUCCACCAGCAGUACUUCAGGACCUGCCCUGCGACCGGACGUGCCCUAAGUGAUCCCCCCAACAGCGUGCUCUGCCCUUUCCUCGUGGUGCCCGUCCUGUUGACCUUGGGUGUGACCAUGCUGGUGGUCUGGCAGAGCCAGCCCAAGGAAGGCAUUGUGUAG
Elephantulus edwardii (Cape elephant shrew) is the source of this 702-nucleotide messenger RNA. Its product is annotated as receptor activity-modifying protein 1-like. Gene Ontology annotation, biological process: cellular response to hormone stimulus; intracellular protein transport; G protein-coupled receptor signaling pathway. Lineage: Eukaryota; Metazoa; Chordata; Mammalia; Macroscelidea; Macroscelididae. The transcript has 3 exons. Gene Ontology annotation, cellular component: signaling receptor complex; cell surface; membrane. Bases 1 to 702 code for a protein of 233 amino acids. The record is from RefSeq and is a predicted model, not a curated record. Gene Ontology annotation, molecular function: coreceptor activity.